Molecule: messenger RNA, 2223 nt
Organism: Carya illinoinensis
Lineage: Eukaryota; Viridiplantae; Streptophyta; Magnoliopsida; Fagales; Juglandaceae
Product: zinc finger BED domain-containing protein RICESLEEPER 1-like
Exons: 7
Coding region: 1-2223 (740 amino acids)
Molecular function (GO): protein dimerization activity; DNA binding
Source: RefSeq, a predicted model, not a curated record
AUGGGGGCUGAGGAUGAGCCGGAUGUACCACCUCCAUCCGUGAGGCCACCACUACCGCUAUCAAAUAAAAAAAGGUCGUGGACGUGGGAACAUUUUACCAAGGUUGACGGUAAUCCAAAUGAACCGCAGUUACUUGCAACCAUUGUGGUCAACAAGUUGGAUGUCAUUCAAAUAAAUAAGGCACCACUUGCUGCUACUCACCUCAUGGCUCAUGGAUCACGGGCUCACUGCUCAGUGGCUCACAGCCUCACAUGGGGAUUUUGGAUUUCCGGCGUUAACCCAGCUGGCCAACUCACCUCACGUCGCCGUCGAACUCGUAUUCUCACUUCACAGUUCCCAGUUCUCACUUCUCAUUUCGGGAUUCUCUAUUUUCUGAUGAGUUCGGCAGCAGGUGAAAAUGAUGAUUUGAUUGAUUUGGACCUGUUUGAGUCAAAAAGUUUUCAAAAUGAGGAAUCUAAAACAAAACGAAGGAAACGGUCAAACGUGUGGACUUUUUUUGAAAUGGUUCCUGAGUCUGAGAACAAUGAUGGCAAGCCACAAGCAAAGUGCAAGAUGUGUGGAGUUACUUAUAUGGCUGCGAGUAAAUAUGGAACCGGAAAUAUGAAGCGUCACAUCGACGCAUGCCCUAGGAGAAGUUCACGAGAUAUUGGUCAGAUGAUGUUAUCACAAGGUAGUGGAUCUAUUUCAGUAAGCACUCCUAAAUUUGAAACUAAACAAUAUAGAGAACUUUUGAUAGCUGCUAUUGUGAAGCAUGAACUGCCUUUUCGUUUUGUUGAAUACUCAGGGUUGAGAUCUUUGUUACAAUAUUUACGUCUGGAUGUUCCAAUUAUUUCUAGGAAUACUGCCAGAACUGAUUUAGUUAAGAUAUAUAAUCGAGAAAAGAGAAGGAUUAAAUGCAUGUUAAAUGAUUCUCCUGGUAGAAUUAGUCUAACAUCUGACUUGUGGACUUCUAUAACCACUGAUGACAAUGCUUCGUCUAAUGAUGUUUCAGUGGAGUUGUUAAGAACUCAAUUGAACAUUAAAAAAGCUCUUCUUUGUGAUGGUGAGUUCUUUCAUCUUCGUUGUUGCGCUCAUAUUCUGAAUUUGAUAGUACAAGAUGGAUUAAAAGAUAUUGAUUUUGCUAUCCAAAAAGUUCGUGAGAGUAUCAAGUAUGUCAAAGGGUCACAAUCAAGGAAGGUAAAAUUUUUAGAUUCUACAAAACAAAUAUCUUUGGAUAGCAAGAAAGGGUUGAGACAAGAUGUUCCCACUAGAUGGAAUUCUACUUUUCUUAUGCUUGAGAGUGCUAUUUUCUAUCGUCGUGCUUUCAGUCAUUUGGAGUUGACUGAUUCUAAUUUUAAGCAUUGUCCAUCAAUAUUUGAUUGGGAAAAAAUAGAGAAGAUCAACAGUUUGUUGGGAGUUUUUUAUGAAGCCACUUGUGAUUUUUCUGGGACCAAAUACCCUACAGCCAAUCUAUACUUUCCAGCAGUAUUUUUGAUUUAUUUUACAUUAAAGCGACACUCUGAAGGUGAAGAUGACUACAUGAAGACCAUGUGUUAUAAAAUGCUUGUUAAGUUUGAGAAAUAUUGGUCUGAGUUCAAUGUAUUAUUGGCUAUAGCAGUUAUUUUGGAUCCUCGAUACAAGCUUCAUUUUGUUGAUUUUUCUUAUACAAAACUUUAUGGGGAUUGUUCCAUUGAGUAUAUGAAUGUUCGAAGCAAAAUUUCAUCUCUUUUCAUGGAAUAUAGUUCUUCUAGUGCUCUCACAUGUUCUACCACGACUUCUGAUAGCACUUAUAGUAGAGCGGAAAGUCAAUGUUCGAUUAAUAAACAAGUAUUUCAGGAAUUUGAUUCAUUUAGACAUGAUGACCUUGCUGCCCAUAUGCAAAAAAGUCAAUUGGAUCUUUACUUGGAUGAACCUAGGGCAGACAGAAAUGCAAAGAUUGACAUUCUUUCCUUUUGGAAAGGAAAUGAGUUUCGUUAUCCUGAUCUUGCUUGUAUGGCUCGUGAUAUUUUGAGUGUUUCAGUUUCUACAGUAGCAUCUAAAUUUACUUUUAGUGUUGGUGAGCGUAUCAUUGAUCAAUUUAAGAGUGCACUAAAAGCAGAUAUUGUUGAAGCAUUAGUCUACACUAGAGAUUGGCUAUAUGGCGAGGAGCAAGAAACACAAGAAGUUAAAUUGGACGAGUUAACCGAAAAUGUAAUGGAAUUGGAGAAAAACAAGGACAAGGAGGACGCUCCACCUCAUUCUUGA